Molecule: messenger RNA, 990 nt
Organism: Rotaria sordida
Lineage: Eukaryota; Metazoa; Rotifera; Eurotatoria; Philodinida; Philodinidae
Source: the annotation of a GenBank genome assembly
AUGACUUCAUUCGACGAUGAUAUUUAUUUACUACCUCAUGUAAUAAAAUUUUGGCUUUAUCUUGUUAUUCUUAUUCCAUCAAUAAUUUGUUCAUUGUUUGUUCUUUAUUAUCUUCUUUUUGAUCGAACUUUACGUCGUGCUCUUAAUAAUCAUACAAUUAUUGUUCUUAUUUUUGUUUGUCUUAUUUGUCAACUGACUAUUUAUCCAUGGAUGCUCUAUUUCUAUAAAAAUGAUAAUCAUUGGUAUAGAACACUUACUUUUUGUAGUAUUUGGGGAUUUAUUGAUUGGGGCCUCUACAUAACUCAAGCAAUACUCUUUGCUUGGGCUUCAAUUGAAAGACAUAUUUUGAUUUUUCAUGAUCGAUGGGUUACAACAAGAAAGAAACGUUUUUAUAUUCAUUAUCUUCCUCUAAUAUUACUUAUGCUUUAUUGUUUACUAUUUUAUAGUAUUGUCUAUUUCAUUCCAUUUUGUAAAAACUUUGUUCAUGAUUAUGUUUCACCAUGUAUUAGUGUUUGUUCAUAUGAUAAUCAUGCAUUUUUCCUAUGGGAAACUGUAGUUCAUCAAAUAUUACCAAAUUUAACUAUUAUCAUAGCUAGUAUUACUUUAUUGAUACGUAUUCUUAGACAAAAACAUCGUAUGCGUCAGCGAAUUCAAUGGCGAAAACAUCGAAAAAUGACAAUUCAAUUAUUAUCAAUAUCAUUUCUUUAUUUGAUAUUUUCAUUUCCAAAUACAAUCAUGAUUCUUAUGUAUCUAUGUGGUUUACCAUAUCAUAUAGGUUAUAAUGUUAAAAUAUAUGCAGAAUUCAUUAGUUAUUUAGUUACACUUUUUUUCCCUUUUGUUUGUAUCGUUUCAUUACCUGAACUUCGAAAAAAAAUCAAAAGAAUUUUACUAUUACGUCCAACAGCAAUAUCUGUUUAUCCUGAAACUUUUACUAUAAAAUAUAAUAGAAAUACCAGACAUAUUGGUAUAUUAGACAAUAAAGUUCAAUAA